Dendronephthya gigantea is the source of this 1373-nucleotide messenger RNA. Its product is annotated as protein Wnt-16-like. Bases 299 to 1366 code for a protein of 355 amino acids. Gene Ontology annotation, biological process: multicellular organism development; neuron differentiation; canonical Wnt signaling pathway. The record is from RefSeq and is a predicted model, not a curated record. Gene Ontology annotation, cellular component: extracellular region. Gene Ontology annotation, molecular function: cytokine activity; frizzled binding. NCBI's taxonomy places the organism in Eukaryota, Metazoa, Cnidaria, Anthozoa, Malacalcyonacea, Nephtheidae. The transcript is spliced from 4 exons.
UGUACUGUUCCAAAACUUAAAUAACUUGAUUAUUGGCAUGAGCAUUCGAUCAUUGCUAUUCACUGACUUAACACUCGCUCAGCAGAAGCGCAGGACGGCCCCUUGGUAGAAUUCUGUUGAUUAAUUAGCCAAUCACCUCGGGAAUGCACAGGACUGACAAAAUACUGGCUUAUAACGUGGGAAGUCCUUAAAUUGGCAAAGCGGACAGUCGAUAUCACCACCUUGCGAACUCUAACUGUGUGGCGCAUAUACUAUAAGUUCUGUACAUCGAAUUUAAAGGAAAGACAUAGCAAAAAUAAUGGCAUUUGUCGGAGGACUGUUGCUCGUCUUACAAGUUUUUGGAACAGGAGGGAGCUUACUGUGGACGAAAUUCGCGUCGGUCGGGAUGGAACAGGCGCCAGUCGAAAUGAACACCACUGUUUGCGCUCAACUACCCGGCUUUGUGACAGAGCAGCGGGAAAUAUGCGAGUCGAAACCAUUGGUUGUUCCCAGUAUCAGAAAGGGAGUGUUACUGGCAAUGAAGGAGUGUAAGAAACAGUUGAGUAAAGAACGAUGGGAUUGCGCAACGAUGACUGAAGCAACAGCUUUGAAGGGAUUGCUCGCCAUACCAAGUAAAGAAACUGCCUUCGUGUACGCGUUAACUUCAGCCGCUGUGGCUUACGCUGUCACCAAGUCGUGUACAGCCGGAGACUUACCAGAUUGCGCAUGUCAAAAGAAGCCAGUUCACAAAUAUUAUGGAAAACGAUUGAAAGCACGUUGUGAUGAAAACAUUCAAUACGGUAUGAUGUUCGCAGAACUUUUCGUUGACGCACCGGAUAAUGACAAGCGAGCAAGAUUGAAAACAGUUCGUCGCAGCGGUCAGAACUUAGUGAAUCUUCACAACUCCAGGGCAGGAAGAAAGGCUGUGCUUGCAUCGGUGAAAACCCGCUGUCGUUGUUACGGUUUAUCGCAAGGCUGUGCUAUGCGCUCUUGCUGGAAGGUACUACCGAAAUUUGAGGAAGUCGGUAAAAUGUUGAAGAAACAGUACGAGAACGCUGCGGAGGUAAUAUACGCAAGAAGGAAGCGCAAAUUAAAGAGAAAGGCGAACAGAAAACUUCGACUCGGCGAAAACGAGCUCGUCUACAUGAAACGCUCGCCGAAUUAUUGCCGUUCAAAUCCACGCAUUGGAAUUUCGGGAACGUCUGGGAGAGAAUGUCAGAGAGAUUCCGGGGAGUCUAUGAACAGCUGUGCGUUAUUGUGCUGUGGCCAUGGGUAUAACACGCAGAUCACACGUGAGAAACGGUUUUGCAAUUGCCGUUUUCGCUGGUGUUGUCGCGUGCAUUGCGACACAUGCGAGCAUGUUUACGAUAGGUAUACUUGUAAAUAGAAUGGUA